CUCGGCGAACGGAACGGCCGGUGGCGGCGGAGGAGCUGUUCUUCUUUUCGGCUGCGGCGAGGCGGCCGAUGUCAAACAUGCGGCGACGAAUCUUGUACGCGAGCAGCUCGACGACGGCACCGAGAGCGACGAAGGCGACGUGGACGACGAGGACGACGUGCGAGUCGAGGUCGAGGAAGUCGACGAAUACGGCGAAUCGACGACGGCGCGCCACGGCUCUGUUUUGCUGCCAGUGAAAGCAUACACGCUCGCGUGCGCGCGCUCACACACACACACACACACAUAUACAAGCGUGACACUCACAUCGGCACGCACCAUACACACACACACACGCCACACACGCACCGGUGCGCGGCUGCCGAUGAGCGCGGAUAUAUGGCGGCGCGAGUACUCUUGCUGAGCGUCUUGAUUACGGAAGUGUUGAAGCCCGCUUGUGCCGCAGGUGUUAAAGGUAUCGGGGGAAACUUCGGCGGUAGAAACGCGUCCAAACCAGAUGUCUCCGACGCCGGUCUGACUAAAGGCUCCGGGUUGACAUUGGAAAUCCAACCUGGCGGCCAUGUGAUACUAGGGAAGAAGGGGAUCACGCUUACCUGCACAGCUGGUUCCAACGAGAACAUUACCUGGCUUUACAAUGGAAUACGAGCGCCUCCGUGUGGUCGUACUCGCUGUGUUCUUCUUAAAAAUGGCUCUCUUCACUUUCACAAGAAACAAAAUUUACAAAUGCAAAAGUUCAAAGAGAAGGAAAGGAAUAGUAUUGUUAACGCUAGAAACCAUAGUAAAGAUGAAUAUCGCUGUGUAGCAAAUAAUAGUUUAGGAGAGCUGGUACGGUCAGCUCCUACAUUUAUUCAGAUAGCAGAACUUGCCCAUGUAUUUAAAGAGUCGCCCGAAAAUAUUACUGUUCGAGAAGGCGAAGUCGCAAGAUUUUCUUGCUUGAUAGACAGUGUUCCUUUUCCACCCAAUAUUACAUGGCAGCAUAAUGAAACGUUGUUGUCUUACCAUAAUGAAUCAAAGUAUUCCAUGGUACCACCAGGUGUUCUGUAUAUAAGUGCAACGAAACUGUCAGAUGCUGGCUCAUAUAGGUGCACAGUCACUAAUGAAUUUCUAAAGAAGACCAAAAAGAGCAGAGAAGCAAAACUAACGGUUAUCUCGAGGGCAGAGAGCAACAAUUCGCGCACACCAUCGUCUUUGUUUCCACAAUUAUUGUACAAUCAUUGGCUGCUUAACGGGUCGAGUCUGGAUUUAGUGUGCGCCGCAUCUGGUUAUCCAUCGCCGCUCAUAACAUGGUCGUUUAUUCCUCGUUACGUAGAUAAUGUUACGCAACCUCGCAUUCUCCUCAAUUCCACCACCGGCAUCGGCAUACUGUCGCUGACAAACGUGAACGUUUCCCAUGCCGGUGUCUACCUGUGUUCUUCGAAGAAUCCGAUCACCAAUGACUUAGAAGUACAGAAUAUAACCGUAGACAUACUGAUACCGCCGUCGUUCCUGAAAACUCCGACGAACCAAAUUUGUCCGAAUGGGAGGACAGCGAGGUUUGAGUGUCAGGCGCAAGGAUUACCCGUACCUCAGAUUUAUUGGCUGAAAGACUCUUCAAAUAUUACUAUCAACGGUCGCAGAACGACUUACGUUAAGGAAUACAAUAAAAUAGAGCUAGCAAUAUCGGCAACAGUACCGAACGACACUGGCAUAUACCAGUGCGUGGCGGUGAACUCAGCGGGUGAGAUUUGGGCCGCUGGCCGGCUCCAAGUGAAUACGUCGCGCAAUAGUCCCGCUGCGCCCACUUCUCUAAAAUGUCAUGCCGUUUCGCCAGUUAGAAUCUUAAUUUCUUGGGAACCACCAAAGUCUCUACCAUAUACCAGUAUUACAGCUUAUACCGUCCAUUAUAGUCCUGUAGAGGGUGGCAAGGAGGAAGUUUCCCCACCGGAACCAGGAAACUCUACAUCCGUAGAAGUAACGAAGCUUCUCGAACCGUUUACAAAUUACUCGUUCUACGUACGAGUGUGGAAUAAUUAUGGUGCUAGCGAUCAAUCGGCUACCAUUCUGUGUUCCACCGCUCCAAGUGUUCCUAAAGGCGCACCAAAAAUAAAUGUGGAUAUAAUCAGUAGUACAAAGCUAAAUGUAUCAUGGGAGCCUUUGAGUAAGAAGGAAUCUCGUGGCAUCGUGGUAGAAUAUAAACUUCAGUGGAGACUUCACCAACACCCAUCUUCCAGAGUAUGCCAGUUACCUGCUACUAUCGAAUACCAUAUACUUUCUGACCUGAUACCUGGAGCACAAUAUGAUCUGCGAGUGUUGGCGAGAACCAAGCAGGGUUGGCCGAACAUCAGCGAGACGCAAUUCGAGUGGAUCACCGUGACCAUGCCGUCGCCUGAAACCAAUCAAUUUACCAUAAGGAACGUUGUGGAUAUUCAAGUACUAAUAGUAAACGCCUCGUUAGUUAAGCUGAAAUGGAAGAUCAACUUCAAGCAGAACGAAUCGGACUUCGAUUCCUGGCAGAUUUAUUGCGAGAAUCAAGACGGUGAGAAAUUGAAGACUAUUUUGCUGCCGCAGAACAUCACCGAGUAUCUGUUCACCAAUCUUGAUAUGAAUGUUUCUUACACCAUGGGUCUGUGUAUGGUGAGUUCGGGUCAAGCAACAGGUUGCUUGACGAGACACGUAGAGACAACGCAGUCCGAUCCCGGUGAUGUACCAAUGGCUUUGGAGGCUACCCCCGACUCACCCACGUCCAUUAACGUAACGUGGACAUUGUUGGACACACACGGUGUAGAUUCGUUCGAGCUUUGUUAUCACGCGGUGCAUGUACAAAAUUCCGACAGUUCCAAGUGUUUUAUCAUAGACGAUAUGAAGGUAAACGUUGACAAGCUGAAGCCUUUUACAUUGUACCAGUUCAAAGUGCGAGCCAUUCGACACGACACGAAUCAAACCAGUCUCUAUAGUGAGUCCAUAGAGUGCUACACGAACGAAGAUGUACCCGGCAAAGUCGAGAAAGUGGAGUGGUUCUUGGGCAACAAUACCAAAGUGCGAAUCGCGUGGAAGGAGCCGAGUAACGUGAACGGGGUCAUACAGAGUUACUUCGUCACGUACACCAUGGACCUGGCGACGGAGACGACGGUGAUGUGGCGUAACGUUACUGUGCCCGGCAACAAAACGUCCGCGACUCUACCGGGUCUGGCGCCGGGGAAACGUUACUUCGUCAUGGUGCAAGCGGCGACGAAGGCCGGAUACGGGAAACCGUCGGAUCCCAUUAUCAUUAUCACCGGUGGCAGCACGUCGAGGCCCACCUCGUCCGACAAGAAGGAGCCCUCGCAAAAUAUCAGUCCCGAUCAGAGUCUAGGUGUGGUCCUCGGAGUGAGCAUAAGCAUCGGCUUCAUCAUGAUAUGCCUGUGCAGUAUAUACUGCCGGCGCAAGUACGAGAAUUCCCGUUCGUUCCGCAACGACGCCCAGCCGACGAACGGGCGCGUACUGUCGCGGAACGGGAAUGGCUGCUGCGUGGAGCAAUCCUCCGCUUCGGCGAGCCAGCAGGUGAACGCUACUGGCGACGGCGCACCGAACGAGAUCGAGCUGGCCGUGCUGUGCCCGUCGUCCCCGAUCGAGACGAAUCCGCAUUCGGACGCGAAGGGUGCGCAAUCCAACGGGGUCUUCGAGAAUUGCGUGAGAGAGCCUCUGUUGUCGCCGUGGGAGAUAAACGGAGACUCGAAGGACGUUCACAUUAUGGAGAACCCUCAGUACAAAAGGAGAGGCAGUUCCAUCUCGGAUAAUCCGCGGGAGGACGAGGAGGAGGAGGAGGACGGGGAGGAGCAAGAUUUAGAAGGCACUCAGCUCACAAUGGUCAAUUGUACUUUAGGCAGUAGCGCUAGCAGUCUAAAUAACAACUCAGGAUGCCCGGACGGGGAGAUCGCGUCGCCGAAGGCCGCGUGCGUGUCUAUCCCGGCGCUCGGACCGAACGGGUGAAAGAAAAGCGCGUUUAUAGGCAAUACGCUAAAAGUGUUCAAUACUUCUCACCGGGUCUAUCGGGUCGCAGCAGGUAGGAGUACACGAAUUCUCCCGUUUUUUCAUCCACACACACACACACACACACACACACACACACACACACACACACACACACAGGUUGACACACAGCGAAUCGACUGAUUCUCCCGGUCGAGAGACGCGCAACGAGAUAACUCUUUCCGGCACUCCCGAGAAAGAAAGAGGAAACGUAAGAUCGAUGCAACGGAAAGACCGCCACACAACCUCGCAGAUCCGACGCGCGAUUUCCAUCUCGUGCAUAGGGACGAACGUCGUCCGCCACUCUGACACACGCACCCACGGCCGAUGUAAAUGACAACCGUUUCGAGGAAUCCGAGUGAGCAGUAGUCGCUACGUUGUACAUACUGACCGCGCAGAGUAACGCGCGUUUCGUCGCGCGGGUUGUCCGAGAGCGGACGAAAGAGAGGCGCAGCUCGGCGAGAGCGAAGGACGAUUUGUCGAAGACUCACUCUGCAUCGCACGGUCGCUAUGAGACCGCGAGAGAAAUGCGAUGCAGACGAUACUUAAGAGUGUGUUUUGCCAGACGCUCGUAUAUUUAAAGGGAUACGCGUAUAAGGGAAUGGUGUGUGACACUUGUCGACGGGUCGGGAAUUGAGAAACGGAAGGAGAGAGCGAGAGGAUAUAUAUGAGAGAGAGAGAGAGGGAGAGAGGAGGACGGAGUACGGAUUUUUACAGAGAACCGGACCGGAAUGAAAUAGCAGGUUUCCAAUGCCGCUGUACAUAGGAUAGGGUAAUUGUUAAUUGUGAAUAAUGUCCAUAAAAUAUCACAGUUCGAAAUACAGAGUGUAAUACAGAGAGGGGAGACACGCGAAUAUGCAUUCCUCCGCGUUCGGAAACACAAAAUUGCUAUUGAAAACGAAAGAGAGAGAGAGAGAGAGAGAAUUUACACCCAGACAACAAGCAUGGCCUAAAAACUCAGUCGACAAAGUUUCACGUUAAUAUUUUAAUUAGUGUAAUCCUCCUCGGGCUGACGACAAAGGUCGUACGACAAGGUCGUACAAGGGUUGCUUGGAAAAGGAAAAAAAAGUUGAAACAAUGACACUGAUCACACAUUCCAACACAAGUUUUC
Messenger RNA from Dinoponera quadriceps, 5095 nucleotides. RefSeq names its product protogenin-like. The transcript has 19 exons. The record is from RefSeq and is a predicted model, not a curated record. Gene Ontology annotation, biological process: cell-cell adhesion. Bases 376 to 3945 code for a protein of 1189 amino acids. NCBI's taxonomy places the organism in Eukaryota, Metazoa, Arthropoda, Insecta, Hymenoptera, Formicidae. Gene Ontology annotation, molecular function: protein binding.